Messenger RNA from Loxodonta africana (African savanna elephant), 1096 nucleotides. It is a transcript of the gene CEP15, whose product is annotated as centrosomal protein 15. Bases 72 to 446 code for a protein of 124 amino acids. Lineage: Eukaryota; Metazoa; Chordata; Mammalia; Proboscidea; Elephantidae. The record is from RefSeq and is a predicted model, not a curated record. The transcript has 5 exons.
CCGCAGUCACCGGUGCGCUCUCCGAGGAGUCCCGGGGUUGCAGGAAGCUUAUAACUCUGCUUUGAUUAAAGAUGAUCCCCUUGUUUGCUCAAGAAGUUCGCCUUUCUAAAAGACAUGAAAAAGUAGUAUCACAAAGAUUAAUGUUACUUCAACAAAUGAAGAAUAAAUAUGGAGAUCAAAACACAGACAAGGCAUCUCAGAGUCAAGCAGCUGAGACUGCUUAUAAAAGGAACCUUAGUCUUUUAAACGAUAUAGAAGCAGCAGCAAAGUCUCUACAGACCAGGAUUCACCCACUUCCACGGCCUGAGGUGGUUUCUCUUGAGGCUCGUUACUGGGCAUCAGUAAAAGAAUAUAUUCCCAAAUGGGAACAGUUUCUUUUGGGAAAAGCACCAUAUCCUAUUGGUGCUGAAAAUCAAAAUGAAGCAGAAAAAGAAGUACAGCAAUAAUGUCUUCGCAUGCUGUUUCAAAAAACCUGUUUAGUAAAGCUUAAUAUCAAAGAACAUGCAGGUGAUUUCAGGGACUUUGGGAAUCAAAUACCUCCACAUGGCUCUGUUAACUCUGAACUGACAACGAAAAGAAGAGGACGUACUGGAAGGCCUCAGGUUAUCACUGAGAGACCUACUACCAUUUCAAGAUGAUGAAUUUGCUUUCUGCCAAACCCAUGGACGCAUUAAGAACUAAUACUGAAAGCUGGCCUACUUACUAAUUAAAUGGUCAAAUGAGUGCUGUGUGUGUCGCUUAAAAACUCAUUUACAGUUAUUCUCAUCUAAACUGUGAAUAUUGGUUGUCAGUUCUGAUUUUAAGUUUUCUAGGGUCUUUAUUUUCCAAUUAUUUUACUAUGGGAGGAGGCACAGGAUCAAGAUGGUUGUUUGCAAAUAUAGUUUCUUCUAAUAAAUGAAAAGACGAUGGCCUUUAACUGUUUCAGUUGAAGAAAAUCUAUCAGAAAAUAGGUUCAUAAGAUUUUGAAUCUCGCAGAUAAUCACACCUCUAAAAGUUCUGGGGAAGGACUGAGAGUCCUGUUAGUAGCCCGUUGUGGGAGGGCUCCGGCUUCGCCUUGAACAAGGGUACCUGUUAGAGCCGGGAAUGUUUACUGGAC